AGCGGCGGGGGCGUGGCGCCCAGCCCCGCGCGUCCCCCGCCGGCGCCCAGGCGGCCCGGCCCGUCCCGUCGCGUCCCGCCGCUCCGCCAGCCAUGAGCUCCACGCAGUUCAACAAGGGGCCCUCGUACGGGCUGUCGGCCGAGGUCAAGAACCGGCUCCAGUCCAAGUACGACCCCCAGAAGGAGGCGGAGCUCCGCAGCUGGAUCGAGGGACUCACGGGGCUUUCUAUCGGGCCCGACUUCCAGAAGGGUCUGAAAGAUGGAAUUAUCCUGUGCACACUCAUGAAUAAGCUACAGCCCGGCUCCGUCCCCAAGAUCAACCGCUCCAUGCAGAACUGGCACCAGCUGGAAAACCUGUCCACCUUCAUCAAGGCCAUGGUCAGCUACGGCAUGAACCCUGUGGACCUGUUCGAGGCCAACGACCUGUUUGAGAGCGGGAACAUGACACAGGUGCAAGUGUCCCUUCUUGCCCUGGCCGGGAAGGCCAAAACAAAGGGGCUGCAGAGUGGCGUGGACAUCGGGGUCAAAUACUCAGAAAAGCAGGAGCGCAACUUUGAUGAUGCCACCAUGAAGGCGGGCCAGUGCGUCAUUGGGCUCCAGAUGGGCACAAACAAGUGCGCCAGCCAGUCGGGCAUGACAGCUUACGGCACCAGAAGGCAUCUGUACGACCCCAAGAACCAUAUCCUGCCCCCCAUGGACCACUCAACCAUCAGCCUCCAGAUGGGCACAAACAAGUGUGCCAGCCAGGUGGGCAUGACGGCUCCUGGGACGCGGCGGCACAUCUACGAUACCAAGCUGGGGACGGACAAGUGCGACAACUCCUCCAUGUCCCUGCAGAUGGGCUACUCGCAGGGCGCCAACCAGAGUGGCCAGGUCUUUGGCUUGGGCCGGCAGAUCUACGACCCCAAGUACUGCCCGCAAGGCCCUGUGGCCGAUGGGGCUUCGGCGGCUGCAGGCGACUGCCCAGGCCCCGGGGAGGCCCCAGAGUACCCCCCCUACCACCACCAGGAGGAGGCCGACUACUGAGGCGCCCCGUGCGGGGUGUGUCCCCACAUCGCUCCUUGUGGUUUUUGGGUUCUUCUGUUUUAGUCUUGUUUUUCUCCUUGUCUGAGCGCUGCCAGCUGAGGGUUUAUGGGGAAGGGGUGAAGGCCCAUGCAGAUCUGCGCAGGGUGCGGGGCUCGUGCGGGCCGCAGAUUUCCCAGCAGGCUUUGGGCUGAGCCGUGGGGGUUUGGGGAAAGAAACCGGGGCAGGGAGGGGACCAGCCCUGAAUGGUUUCCGGUUGCCUCUCCUUCUCUUCCCUUUUCUCUGCUGAUCAGUUUGUGGUUUCUGUACCCACAAGAGUUUCAGACAGUUGUAAUGAAAGAAAAAAAGGUUUUUGUUUUUUUGUUUUUUUGUUUUUUUUUUUUUGCAGGGCCAUGGUGGGGGGAUGGUGGAAGGGGAUGCUGGGAAGGAAGAAGGUCCCAGCCGCAGGGAGAGGGCCAAGCCGCAGUCCAAAAUAUUUGAGGUCUUGUGAGGAACUGGAUUUCUCUGGCCCUGUCCAGGGGUCGUGGAGAAACUGAGGCCCAGGCAGGACAAUAGAGUUCUGAGUGGUCGAGGCAAAGCCAGCCCCCCACCCACCUUCCCGUACUUGUCCCCAUUCCUCUCCUCUGCCAAGUACUGCACAGAGAUCCCCACCCCGAGGUCCUCCCCGGGGACUGGCCCCCAUCCAGGAGCCCUGGGACCAAGAGAUAAUGUGAAAUGUCAACUGUGGACCAAAGGCAAUAAAAAACCUCUUUUUAGGAA
This is a messenger RNA of Ailuropoda melanoleuca (giant panda), 1781 nucleotides long. RefSeq names its product calponin 2 (gene CNN2). The record is from RefSeq and is a predicted model, not a curated record. Gene Ontology annotation, cellular component: focal adhesion; actin cytoskeleton. Gene Ontology annotation, biological process: actomyosin structure organization; actin filament organization. NCBI's taxonomy places the organism in Eukaryota, Metazoa, Chordata, Mammalia, Carnivora, Ursidae. The coding region runs from base 93 to 1025 and encodes 310 amino acids. The transcript is spliced from 7 exons. Gene Ontology annotation, molecular function: actin filament binding.